Brassica oleracea var. oleracea is the source of this 1503-nucleotide messenger RNA. RefSeq names its product 1-acylglycerol-3-phosphate O-acyltransferase. Gene Ontology annotation, molecular function: A2-type glycerophospholipase activity. Bases 204 to 1451 code for a protein of 415 amino acids. The record is from RefSeq and is a predicted model, not a curated record. The transcript has 9 exons. NCBI's taxonomy places the organism in Eukaryota, Viridiplantae, Streptophyta, Magnoliopsida, Brassicales, Brassicaceae.
AAGGGAGAGAGAGUGUCUAAACAAUGACCACGGGAAGCGUCUCUCUCUUUCUUUGCAAGAAUACAUGACGUCAGCAAUGACGUGUCCCGUCAUCAGGGACGACGCAUAUAUCCCUUUUAGCGAGCAAAACCUCUGGCUUCAGUCAUUUCCACAAUCUCAGAUUCUUUGACUUUUGUCUCCUCUCUAGAUUAUUGGAUUCGUGUAUGAGCUUAAACCGGUUCCGGUUAAGAAUGGCGGAGGAAAUCUCAAAGACAAAGCUCGGAUCUUCCUCUUCCUCUUCUUCCUCCGCUUCUGCUGCUGCAUCAGCUGCAACGAACGCAGCGAAAUCGAGAUGGAAGAUCUUAUGGCCCAAUUCCCUCCGCUGGAUCCCCACCUCCACCGACAACAUCAUCGCCGCCGAGAACCGCCUUCUUUCCAUCCUCAAGACGCCUUAUGUACAAGAGCAAGUGAAUAUUGGUUCUGGGCCACCAGGUUCCAAAGUCAGGUGGUUUAGGUCUUCCAGCGAUGAGUCGAGGUACAUCAACACUGUUACCUUUGACGCCAAGGAGGGUUCUCCUACGCUUGUGAUGGUUCAUGGCUAUGCUGCUUCUCAAGGCUUCUUCUUUCGUAACUUCGAUGCUCUUGCCAGUCGGUUUAAGGUCAUCGCUAUUGAUCAACUUGGGUGGGGUGGAUCGAGUAGGCCUGAUUUUACUUGUAAAAGCACAGAAGAAACAGAGGCGUGGUUUAUCGACUCAUUUGAGGAAUGGCGCAAAUCCAAGAAUCUUUGUAACUUCAUUCUUUUAGGACAUUCUUUUGGAGGUUAUGUUGCUGCUAAGUACGCGCUUAAGCACCCUGAGCAUGUUCAACACUUAGUUCUGGUGGGAUCGGCUGGUUUCUCAGCAGAAUCAGAUGCCAAGUCGGAGUGGCUCACUAAGUUCAGAGCAACGUGGAAAGGUGCUCUUCUAAAUCAUCUAUGGGAGUCCAAUUUCACUCCUCAGAAGCUGAUUAGAGGAUUAGGUCCUUGGGGUCCGGGUCUUGUGAACCGGUAUACAAGUGCAAGAUUUGGUGCUCAUUCGGUGGGAACUAUGCUAACAGAUGAGGAAUCCAGAUUGCUCACCGAUUAUGUGUAUCAUACUUUGGCUGCAAAGGCUAGUGGGGAGUUGUGCUUGAAAUACAUCUUCUCCUUCGGAGCAUUUGCUAGGAAGCCACUCUUACAAAGUGCAUCAGAGUGGAAAGUGCCAACAACUUUUAUCUAUGGAAUGAAUGAUUGGAUGAACUAUCAAGGUGCAGUGGAAGCACGGAAACACAUGAAGGUCCCUUGCGAAAUCAUUCGUGUUCCACAGGGUGGCCAUUUUGUGUUCAUAGACAACCCAGCUGGUUUUCAUUCAGCAGUGAUAUAUGCUUGCCGCAAGUAUAUAUCUCAAGACUCUUCUCAUCAAGAACUCAUUCCAGAUGGUUUUCAAUUGGUUUAGUCGUGCUAUGUUUUUCCUUUUACCUUAUCAACUUUACUUUAUUAUAAAUGUA